AUUUCGGGCUGGAGGGUAAUGCUGCCGUCGCCAAGCAACAUGAGGGCCACAUCUACGUGCAUGCCAACAACGUCACCCAUGGCGUGGUUGGUAAGUACCGCUUCCCUGAGCAGGAUGGCACCACCAAGCGGACUACCUAUACCUGGGACUUUGGCAAUAUGGCUGGAGUUAAGUACUCGUACGAUAAUGUGUGCGGUAAUUACAAGAGUCAGUAUGACCAGACUUGGAUGCAUGGACUUUACGAGCUCUCCUACAACUUUAUGAGCUGGGCUUAUAAUAGCGAACCGGCUGAUAGC
Molecule: messenger RNA, 296 nt
Organism: Aspergillus pseudotamarii
Lineage: Eukaryota; Fungi; Ascomycota; Eurotiomycetes; Eurotiales; Aspergillaceae
Exons: 1
Coding region: 19-264 (81 amino acids)
Source: RefSeq, a predicted model, not a curated record